Messenger RNA from Bursaphelenchus xylophilus (pine wood nematode), 1494 nucleotides. The record is from the annotation of a GenBank genome assembly. NCBI's taxonomy places the organism in Eukaryota, Metazoa, Nematoda, Chromadorea, Rhabditida, Aphelenchoididae.
AUGGCUUCUGAACCACUUGAUCUGAGCGGGGUGAGUUUUUACGGUAUACCGCGGUUUGUUUACACUUAUUUUUUAUGGAUCAUAUAUUGUACAUGGCAAGAUGACGUCAAUAUUAAUUCGAGAUUGCUUCUAACUGAUCUUUUAUAGGAUGGAGGAGUUCUCAAGACCAUCUUGAAGCCUGGAAGUAGCGACAAAAAGCCGGCUAAUGGUGACACCGUCUAUGUGCAUUACACUGGAACUUUGGCUGAGAACGGCGAGAAAUUCGAUUCCUCGAAAGAUCGGGACGAGCCCUUCAGCUUUUCACUUGGAAAAUCUCAAGUUAUCAAAGCUUGGGAUAUUGGAAUUGCCACUAUGAAGGUUGGAGAAGUCGCCGUUUUUGAUUGCCGAGCUGAUUAUGCGUAUGGAGCUAGUGGGUCCCCACCAAAGAUUCCCGGAAAUGCAACUCUACGAUUUGAGGUGGAAUUACUCAGGUUCGAAGGAGAAGAUAUCUCACCUGAUCGUGACGGAACAAUUAUCAAGUCGGUGAUUGUUGAAGGAGAAAAAUACAACUGUCCCAGUGAAUUUGCACCAGUUACUAGUGAGUUUUUUCGAUGUUUUUAUGUAAUGCCUUUCAAAUUAUCCAGACUAAUCUGAUUAAUUUUAGUCCAUGCUGUUGGCUCGUACAAUGGAAAUGUUUUUUACGACAAAACUGUGACCUUUGAACUCGGAGAAGCGUGUGAAUAUGGACUUCCAGAAGGUGUGGACAGAGCCCUCAGAAGGAUCAACAAGGGAGAGAAAUGCCGGGUCACCCUCAAAGGACCGCGGUUCACUUACGGCUCCAAAUCCCCUGAGGGAGUAAACCUCCCAUUGAAUGCUGAGAUUGAGUUCACCAUCUUCUUGACGGACUUCGUGAAGGUUAAGGCCAGUUGGGAGAUGACCGAUGAAGAGAAAAUCGAACAUGGAAAGGUCCUGAAGGAGAAGGGCACCAAGUUCUUGAAGGAAAAUAAGCUCCAAUUGGCCCUGAACAAGUACGAAGCGAUCGUUAAUGUUUUGGAACAUAUGAAACCAACUCAGGACAGUCUAAAGGAAGAAGUGGACUCCGUUUUGAUCGCUGCUUGGCUCAACUGCGCCUUGGUCAACAUAAAAUUGAAUGAAACCGCGGAAUGCAUCAAAUUCUGCGACAAAGUCUUGGAAAGGAAGCCCGACCAUGUGAAGGCUCUCUACCGAAAGGCUCAAGCUUUGGAACAUCGAACUGAAUUGGAAGAUGCCAUCGCCGUGUAUAAGAAGGUCUUGGAAUUGGAGCCGGAAAACAAGGCGGCCGCCCAACAGAUCCUGGUCUGCAAUAAACUGAUAGCCGAACUCUUGGCCAAGGAAAAGAAGAAAUAUUCGGGUCUCUUCGAGAAGUUGUCCAAGAUGGAAGAAGCUGAACAUGGAGAUAAAAUCGCCGACCAUGACGCCCUCGAAGGAACCAGUGAUCAGCCUCAGCAAUCAGCCAUGGAGGUGGAAGCGAACUAA